AUGGAGGUCAAAAACGACGCCGUUAAGCUCUCCAAGUCUAGAUUCAAGAGGGUCUGUGUUUUCUGUGGGAGUAGUACUGGGAAGAGGGAUUGUUAUAGAGAUGCCGCCAUUGAAUUGGCUCAUGAGCUGGUUGCAAGGAGAUUGGACCUUGUUUAUGGUGGUGGGAGCAUUGGGCUCAUGGGUUUGGUUUCUCAAGCUGUUCAUCGAGGUGGACGAGAAGUCAUCGGGAUAAUACCGAGGACCCUGAUGAGCAAAGAGUUAACUGGCGAAACAGUUGGGGAGGUAAAGCCAGUGGCCGACAUGCACGAAAGGAAAGCAGAAAUGGCCCGCCAUUCUGAUUGUUUUAUAGCUCUUCCAGGUGGUUAUGGGACUUUGGAAGAGUUAUUGGAAGUUAUCACUUGGGCUCAACUUGGGAUUCAUGAUAAGCCAGUGGGUUUGCUGAAUGUUGAUGGUUACUAUAACUAUCUUUUAACGUUCAUUGACAAAGCUGUGGACGAUGGCUUCAUAAAGCCAUCUCAACGUGGUAUCAUAGUUUCUGCUCCAAACGCCAAAGAACUUGUUCAGAAGCUUGAGGAGUAUGUACCUGUGCACGAUGGGGUUAUAGCCAAGGCAUUGUGGGAGGUUGAGCAGCAGCAGCCACAGCCACCAGUGGGGUUUAGUGCCACCAAAAUGCAGACCCAAAUAGCUCUCUAGAAAAACAAGAGACAUGAAAGAAAAAAAAACUGGAAAAAGGGUUUAUUUUUUUAGUCUUUUUUUUUUUUUGGGUUUAAUCGUCUUGCCUUUGAUUUGAUUUUGGGUUUCUCUCACAUCAAUCAUUCCUUAACCSAUAUGGAAAAUUCAGAAAUGGCCCAAACUAGAAGUUGCCUCUCUCUCUUGGCUUGUAUUUUGAUAUUGCUCUCCGUGUACAAAAAGAUUAUAUAGAAUCAAACUCCAAAACAAUUGUGCCAUGU
This is a messenger RNA of Momordica charantia (bitter melon), 950 nucleotides long. RefSeq names its product cytokinin riboside 5'-monophosphate phosphoribohydrolase LOG5. Gene Ontology annotation, biological process: cytokinin biosynthetic process. Lineage: Eukaryota; Viridiplantae; Streptophyta; Magnoliopsida; Cucurbitales; Cucurbitaceae. Gene Ontology annotation, cellular component: nucleus; cytosol. The record is from RefSeq and is a predicted model, not a curated record. Gene Ontology annotation, molecular function: hydrolase activity, hydrolyzing N-glycosyl compounds.